AAAUCAGUGGAGAGCUUUCUCUUCUGCUUCCUAAAACUACAUAUUGCUCCUUUACUUGUGCUCCAGAGAAUGACCUGUCAGCGUCAGUACCAGCAGCACAGUGCUGCACCAGCACAGUGGGAGGGACUUCAUAGAUCCGACCGAGAGACUGGGAGGUACAGAGAGAGUCACAGAGAGAAAAAAGCGGAGGAGAGUCGGAGCUGGUGCAGUCUGUCUCUGUCUCUCUCCGUCUCACCACACAGCGCCACUUUUGAACUGCGCGCCGGCUCAAGAGACGCCUCAUAAAUAUUUAACGAAAACCUGGAGUCUGAUAUCGCGGAGAAAGCAGAAGAAACAGAAGAAGGAAGUAUUUAACAGUCGCUCAAGUGUUGCUGUUUCCCGGCUGAGUCAGUGAAAGAGAGAUUUCUAAACUCUGCGCAAGACGGAGGAAGGGGAAAGUCGACGAGUGGCGCUCUGAGUCAGCUCGGGGCUGAUGGGUCUCUCCGUACAUCCCCGCCGUCUCUGCUUCCAGGCGAUGGUGUCAAGAGGUCAGGGUCUGUGUCUGCUGUCCGGGAGCUCCUCACCAACCCCCCUCUGAGCAGGCACACCUCUCCUCGGCAGCUUCACCAUGAACGACAGCGAGUUCUCGCGUCAGUCGUGCUUCAACGUCUCCUGCAACGAAACUCCCACCGUCAACUGGGAAGGCAAGCCGGUAACGAGCAUCGUCAUGUUCCUGGCCGGCGUGGUGGGGAACCUGCUGGCCCUCUUCAUCCUCGGGGUGCACCAGAAGGAGCAUCGCUCCAGGUCGUCCGUCUUCUGCAUCCUGGUGACCGGCCUGGCGCUCACCGACCUGCUGGGCACCUGCCUCCUCAGCCCGUCCGUGUUCAUCUGCUACGCCCGCAACAUGUCCCUGAUCAGUCUGGGCGGUGACGGCCUGUGCAACCUCUUCGGCUUCGCCAUGAGUUUCUUCGGCCUGGCGCCCACGCUCAUCCUGUGCGCCAUGGCCGUGGAGCGCUGCCUGGCCAUCAGCCACCCGUACUUUUACUCCGUCAACAUCCGCCGCAGCUUCGCCAAAUUCACCCUUUUCUUCAUUUACCUCUUUUCUCUGGUCUUCUGCCUCCUGCCGUACACCGGCUACGGCAAGUUCAGGCAGUACUGCCCCGGGACGUGGUGCUUCAUCGACAUGGACGCCACACAUGACGACCACCCCAGCCUGGUGCGGGCCUUCUCUCUGUCCUACUCGUCCCUCAUGGCGCUGCUCAUCUUGGCGGUGUUCGUGUGCAACGGCUCGGUCAUCGUCAGCCUGUGCAAGAUGCACCGGAGCCAGAUGAUGCGGCGCGGCUCGGUCGGGUCGACGGGGAGGAGGAAGAAGCUGAGCCUGGCCUGGUUCGGACAGGGGGAGGAGGAGAUGGACCACCUGGUGCUGCUGGCGCUCAUCACUGUCAUCUUCGUGGUCUGCUCCCUGCCGCUCACUAUUGCAGGUUUCAUCAACGCCAUCCACCCGUUUUGUGGCGACAAAGAGAACCUGACAGCCUUCCGCUUCUACGCCCUCAACCCCAUCGUGGAUCCUUGGGUCUUCAUCAUCUGCCGCAAGUCCGUGUUUCGCCACCUCUGCUCCCUGCUGAGCUGCCGCUUCAGCCGAGGAGCGGUGAAGACGACGGCACACUGUGCUCUGUCUUUACCGCUUGACAAUCACAUACAGCGCAACCCCCCGGUUGUGACGGUUCAGCAGAGCAGCAUGUACGCCAGUUUACCUCUGUGACCCAGCAGACACCCUCAGCUGUGCAGAGAGCUGGGAGACUUUCGCGUCGGAUAAAACGGUGGAGGAAAGCUGUCAAAUGAAACUUGAACAUUUGCAUACCGGAUCUCUCCACUCACCAAGACUUUGACAACAAAGUGUCACAGUGGAAAUCGUUGCCGUUACAGUUUCCCUAUGAGCUCGCUUUGGGGGGAAAAUGAUUGCACUAAGUCUUUAAACUUCAUCGACUGAUGGAAACUGUUUCAAAGUUACCAGGAGAGUUGUGCCAUAAAGCAAACAGCACUGUAACGUAGCACUAAGAAACGCAUCAAACCAUAUCAUGCCUAUGAUUCAUAUCCUGUCAAAUCAGAAUAUAUGCACUCGGGUAAAGCUAUACGCAUCAAUGUAUACUGUCUGUUUCUCUAAGACACUGCCAGGUAUCUGUUGAUUUAUAGAUUGUCCACAGCUACAGCGAUGAAGUUCACGUUCAACAUGAAGAUGACGGUUUAUUUCGUUGUUAAACUAUUUCCCUUGUCCAUGAUAAUAAUACAUCUGAGACACAUUUUAUUCAGGGACAGGUUGUCACUUGAAUAAGGUAACAAGGUGCAGCAUGAAUCUAAAUAUAAACCACUCGCAGGUCACGAUUUAGAAUAGUCGAUCACGUCUGAACACGAUGUCACGCUAACCUUCCUUCUAAGGCUUAACUCUGGCACAGAGGUGCUUUGAGCUACAGGCCAAAGUCAUGUGCUCACAAUGACAAGCAGCACCAAAGAUUAGUAGAUCAGUUGUCCACUGUUUACUCAACCAAACAUUUUGCUAAUCAUAUAAUGAUUCUGUGUAUUUGAUUUGAUUUCUUUGAUUCCAGCUUCUUAAAUGUGAAUAUUUUCUGGUUUCUUUACUUCUCGAUAACUGAAUAUCUUUGGGUUGGGGAAACAAAACAAGACACUUGAGUACGUCCUCUUUUGUUUUAGGAAACAAUGAUCAGCAUUUUUUCAUUUUGCAUAAAUUAUUUGACAUUUUAUAGACCAAACAACGAGUUGAUUAAUUGAGAGCAUAAUAUAUAGCGUGAUCAACAAUGACAUCAUCAUUAGUUGCAGCUCUAAUGCCAAUGCUGACAUGAGGAUAUUAAGCAGAUACAAUGUUUACCAUAUUCACCAUCAGAUAAAACACAAAGUACAGCUGAGGUGAAUGUCAUCGGUUUUGCGGAUGUUUAGUCAUGAAUUAAAGUUUUGGACCGAUUCAAAUGUUGACUUCGGGAUGUCGAUGAAAGAAAAAAGUGAAAGUUGAUACUAAUCAUCCCUCUUGGCACCAUAGAUAACUAUGACACGUGGAAAUCUAUCCUCUCCUGCUCUUAAACAAUUGAAGAUAUCCUGUGAGGACCAGAGAAUUAAUAUUCUAUCACGCACAUUAUUGACAGUAUUUUAUGGACACUUAAGUUGUAUAAGUGGAUCUACAUGUUUGGCAUGUUGCUUCAUUGGGAUUACCUUACGCAACAUGUACUGCGCUCCUCCACUCCUCCACUCCUCCACUGCUGUUUUUAAUGUUGGUCAUAAAACUUGCUUGAAUAUUCGUUUUUUGGUCCAUCCAGUUCAUGUUGAGACAUUUCAGUCGGGACCAGAGUGGUGGACUGACAGACCAGAAUUGGCUUCUCUAGAACAGCACCAGUAGCGUUAUUGAAACAAUGUUUUUUUUUUUGUUUUUUUUUUUUUUUUAAAGACAAGUCUUGAAUUUAUUAUUUACUUCUCUAUUAUAAAGUGCAAGUCUGGUGUCCGGAUGCAUUGUAUUUACAUUGUACCUGUGAUAAUCAUCGGACUCAUACUGCAGUGCUGUAUGUUGACAUAGCUCAAAUAUUUGAGGCGUGUUCCCUGCACACAGCACGGUUUACCUGCAGCACAGACUGCUGGUAGAAUGAAAUAUGAAUAUGAACAUAUUGUAUAGACACUAAUCGAUUAGAAUCUCAUCUUUCUGGGUGUUCAAGCAGGAACGACCUGUUGUAAAAUUAAAACUCUCAAUGUAUUGCAUGAAUGUGUUCCCCUCCCCUCCUUCUCCUUCUCACUGAUUUCUAAGCUACCUAUGAUGAUGAUUGUCUGUGAAUGUGUCUUUCUAUUCGAAAAAACUCUGCUGCUGCAUAAUGCACUGUGAGAAAUAGUCUUUUGCUGUUGUUGCUGUGACUUUUUAAUGCUGUAACUGCGUUUUAAAUAUAGUGUAUUUAUGCCUUUUAAACUGCACUGUAAUGUUGUGUAUCCUUACACUCGAGUUAGUUUGGUUCAUGCUGUGUCGUGCCGAUGUUAAAGGGUUUUAACAGAGACGGGGAUUUGAGUUCAGUUUUUCUUGUUUUGCACAUUCACGUUGAUUCGCUUUACUGUCCUUAAACGCUCAGUCAUGCGUGACCCGAGGUAAGUCACAUUACGACUCGCACAUUUGGUCUUUUUUUUGGUGUUCAAAGUAUUUGAGUUGUUCAGUAAAAUGAAUGAAAGAGUACAUUUUUAGACUAAAAAGAUGGUAUUCAUUAUAUGGCACACAUUUUGUUCAUGUGAGUUAAAGUAUUAAUAAAUGCAAC
Messenger RNA from Acanthopagrus latus (yellowfin seabream), 4277 nucleotides. RefSeq names its product prostaglandin I2 receptor (gene ptgir). The transcript has 3 exons. Gene Ontology annotation, molecular function: thromboxane receptor activity; prostacyclin receptor activity. Bases 608 to 1741 code for a protein of 377 amino acids. NCBI's taxonomy places the organism in Eukaryota, Metazoa, Chordata, Actinopteri, Spariformes, Sparidae. Gene Ontology annotation, cellular component: plasma membrane. The record is from RefSeq and is a predicted model, not a curated record. Gene Ontology annotation, biological process: negative regulation of smooth muscle cell proliferation; inflammatory response; adenylate cyclase-activating G protein-coupled receptor signaling pathway.